AUGAAGAUAGAGGAAGUGAAAAGCACCACGAAAACACAGCGUAUCGCGUCUCACAGCCAUGUGAAAGGACUCGGGCUAGACGAGGCCGGGAACGCAAAGCAAAAUGCGGCUGGGCUUGUUGGACAGGAGAACGCCAGAGAGGCUUGUGGUAUUAUUGUUGAGCUGAUCCGCUCAAAGAAGAUGUCAGGAAGGGCAGUUUUACUGGCUGGACCUCCCGGUACAGGAAAGACUGCCCUGGCUUUAGCUAUGGCACAGGAGCUGGGCAACAAGGUGCCCUUCUGCCCCAUGGUGGGCAGUGAGGUCUACUCUUCUGAGAUCAAGAAAACAGAGGUGCUCAUGGAGAACUUUAGGAGGGCCAUAGGCCUGCGUAUUAAGGAAACCAAGGAGGUGUAUGAGGGUGAGGUGACGGAGCUGACGCCCUGUGAGACAGAGAACCCCAUGGGUGGUUAUGGGAAGACAAUUAGCCACGUCAUCAUCGGAUUGAAGACCGGCAAGGGCACCAAGCAGCUCAAGCUGGACCCCAGUAUCUAUGAAAGCCUUCAGAAGGAACGGGUGGAGGUGGGAGAUGUCAUCUAUAUUGAAGCAAACAGUGGAGCUGUUAAGAGACAAGGUCGAUGUGACACGUUUGCCACAGAGUUUGACCUGGAGGCUGAGGAGUAUGUGCCGUUGCCCAAGGGAGACGUCCACAAGAAGAAAGAGAUCAUUCAAGACGUCACACUCCACGACCUGGAUGUGGCCAAUGCUAGACCUCAGGGAGGACAAGACAUUCUGUCUAUGAUGGGACAACUGAUGAAGCCCAAGAAGACUGAGAUCACAGACAAGCUGCGGGCUGAGAUCAACAAGGUGGUGAACCGCUACAUUGACCAGGGCGUGGCUGAGCUGGUUCCCGGGGUGCUGUUUGUGGAUGAGGUGCACAUGUUGGACAUCGAGUGUUUCACCUACCUGCACCGAGCCUUGGAGAGUACCAUCGCUCCCAUCGUCGUGUUCGCUUCCAAUCGGGGCAACUGCCUCAUCAGGGGGACGGAGGACAUCAGCUCUCCUCAUGGCAUUCCCCUCGAUCUGCUGGACAGAGUCAUGAUCAUCCGCACCAUGCUGUACACACCCCAGGAAAUGAAGCAGAUUAUUAAAAUCCGUGCUCAGACGGAGGGCAUCAACAUUAGUGAGGAGGCACUCAGUCACCUAUCAGAGAUUGGAACCAAAACCACCCUCAGGUAUGCCACGCAGCUGCUGACCCCAGCCAGUCUGUUAGGCAGAGUCCAGGGGAAGGAAGGAGUGGAGCGGGAGCAGGUGGAGGAGAUCAACGAACUGUUCUACGAUGCCAAGUCCUCCGCCAAAAUUCUCCAAGACCAGCAACACAAGUUCAUGAAAUGAGGACUUCCAACCUUCCUCCACAUCCCUCCAGCGUCACUGUCUACCAUAAGGCUAGCAUCUGUUCAAAGGAAUUACCCUGGCAGUCUCUCUCCGCGUUUUGCAUAAAGUUCAUGCAGUCUUGCUUUUAUCCCCCAAUCCGUUCAUCCUCUUGAUCAGAGCCCCUCAAGCUGCCCCAUCUGUACCUCAAGUGUAGUUGUUUCUUACAUCCUGAUUUAAGUUAAUAAGAUUAGUUUUUUCUCA
This is a messenger RNA of Esox lucius (northern pike), 1611 nucleotides long. It is a transcript of the gene ruvbl1, whose product is annotated as RuvB-like AAA ATPase 1. Lineage: Eukaryota; Metazoa; Chordata; Actinopteri; Esociformes; Esocidae. The record is from RefSeq and is a predicted model, not a curated record. Gene Ontology annotation, biological process: regulation of transcription by RNA polymerase II; chromatin remodeling; box C/D snoRNP assembly. Gene Ontology annotation, molecular function: DNA helicase activity; ATP hydrolysis activity; ATP binding. Gene Ontology annotation, cellular component: NuA4 histone acetyltransferase complex; R2TP complex; Swr1 complex. The coding region runs from base 1 to 1371 and encodes 456 amino acids. The transcript is spliced from 11 exons.